Molecule: messenger RNA, 1253 nt
Organism: Gopherus flavomarginatus (Mexican gopher tortoise)
Lineage: Eukaryota; Metazoa; Chordata; Testudines; Testudinidae
Gene: SLC25A28
Product: solute carrier family 25 member 28
Exons: 4
Coding region: 77-1168 (363 amino acids)
Biological process (GO): iron import into the mitochondrion
Cellular component (GO): mitochondrial membrane
Molecular function (GO): ferrous iron transmembrane transporter activity
Source: RefSeq, a predicted model, not a curated record
GGGCGCCUCCGGCCGUUCGCGGCCCGUAGCUGAUACGGCGGCUCCCGGAGCUGGAUCGGAGGCCCCGGCCGGCACCAUGGAGCUAGGGGCGGGCGCGGGGACGGGCGCGGGCCCCGGGGGCGGGACGGAGCCGGGCCGCAUCCUGCUGCUGCUGCUGGGCGGGGGCCAUGGCUGGGCCCGGCGGGGCGGGGCGGAGGCCGAGCCCGGGCCCGGGGGCUCCGAGGCGGCGCGGAGGCCGGAGCCCGGCUCUGACCCUGACUACGAGGCGCUGCCGCAGGGCGCCGCGGUCUCCACCCACAUGCUGGCCGGGGCCGUGGCGGGGGUGCUGGAGCACUGCGUGAUGUACCCCAUCGACUGCGUCAAGACGCGGAUGCAGAGUUUGCAGCCGGAGCCUGCUGCCCGCUAUCGGAACGUGCUCGAGGCCCUGUGGCGGAUCGUGCAGACAGAGGGUUUCUGGAGGCCGAUGCGGGGCAUGAACAUCACGGCCACUGGGGCCGGCCCUGCCCAUGCCUUGUAUUUCGCCUGCUAUGAAAAGUUAAAAAAGACAUUGAGUGAUGUUAUCCAUGCUGGGGGCAAUAGCCAUGUGGCCAAUGGUGCAGCGGGGUGUGUAGCAACAUUGCUCCAUGAUGCAGCUAUGAACCCUGUGGAAGUGAUCAAGCAGAGGAUGCAGAUGUACAACUCACCGUACCAGCGGGUGACGGACUGUGUGCGGGCCGUAUGGCGCAACGAAGGGGCCAGGGCCUUCUACCGCAGCUAUACAACCCAGCUCACCAUGAACAUCCCCUUCCAAGCCAUCCACUUCAUGACUUACGAGUUUCUGCAAGAGCAGCUCAACCCCCAAAGACAGUAUAACCCUGGCUCCCAUGUGGUCUCAGGGGCGUGCGCAGGUGCUGUGGCCGCUGCUGCUACCACGCCAUUGGACGUUUGCAAAACGCUGCUCAACACCCAGGAGUCCCUGGCCUUGAACUCCAACAUCAGUGGACAUAUCACAGGCAUGGCCAAUGCCUUCAGGACGGUGUACCGAGUGGGCGGUGUGACCGCCUACUUCCGUGGGGUACAGGCCCGGGUCAUUUACCAGAUGCCCUCCACAGCUAUUGCUUGGUCUGUGUACGAGUUUUUCAAAUACAUCCUCACCAAGCGCCAGGAGGAGCGCCGGUCUGGGAAGUGAGUCAGAGCUUGGCCCUGCUCUGGGCCCACAUAAUCUCCCCUCCCUGCCUCUGCCUCUCGGUGUCGCCCUUUGGUUUGGUUUGUGC